UGCGCCGGUAGAUCUAUUAUUCGUCUGCACGCUAGAAUGAACCCGGCCACGAUAGCGAUAUCCACUGGAAUUUGUAACAAUGUCGAGCGAUCACAAUACAGAUCCGUGGAGGACCUUGAAUCCAGACACGGUUAAUGAUCCACGGAUGUUCUCAAACCAGAUGGAUUUGCCUUCCACCUUGAAGCUCACAUGUGAGAUUCCUCUGAUCCCUCGCCACCGUGCCGAGGAGGACAUCAUAGAUGGUGAUGGAAAAGAAGAUCCAUUGGUUAUCGAGGGUCGGAAUCUUGGUCUGAAUCACAUUAGGACCCGCUCAUCAGCUUUGUCGCCGCGGAGGCUUUCGACUGCCAUUUCAAUGCCGGUUGAUUGUGGAAAUGGAAUCGAUUCACAGUCUGGGCUGUUAUCUACAACUGAUCAGUCUGUUGAGAAUUUCUCUGAACAUGGUAAAAGGAUACAGUGGAAUCAGGCUAAUUCAUUGAAUGUCCUGUCACGCACUUGUUCGGGUUCGGAGGAUUAUCAUGCAGCUUUUGUUAAGGAAAUGAGAUCUCCACGGUGUCAAGCUAUAUUACGUGUCACAAAUGGUCGGAGGAAAAGGGUUACAGACAUCAGAAGUCUCUCUCAUGAGCUCAAUUCCAAAGGAGGUCGAUCCCUUCCAUUCUGGAGGUCUCGUGCUUUUGGGCGAGUGGAGGAAAUUAUGGCCAUGAUUCACUCAAAGUUUGAUAAAUUAAAGGAAGAGGUAAACAAUGAUCUAAGCGUUUUUACUGGGGAUAUAAAGGGUAUUAUUGAGAAGACAUCUGAGUCCAAUCUUGAAUGGAGGAAAAGUUUGGAAGAUUUGUUGGUUAUAGCCAGGGAAUGUGCACAAAUGUCACCUUCUGACUUCUGGCUGAAGUGUGAAAGUAUUGUUCAGAAUCUAGAUGACCGCAGGCAAGAGUUGUUGAUGGGCACCGUCAAACAAGCCCAAACUCGCCUCUUAUUCAUACUCACGCGGUGCACUAGGCUUGUACAGUUUAAAAACGAGAGUUGUUUUGAAGAACACGUAGUGGCAUCUCACAGACUCUGUGAUCAUGGGGCCCAUGCAGAACAAACAGUUAGCCCUUUCAGCCAAUAUAUGAGCAGUCCAUUAAAUGGGAAGGAAAAAACUUUGAGAAGAAUUAAGAAAGGUCAAGGGCAUGACCAUACCAGUUCAACAGCUAAUCAGUAUCAGAUGAAGGAUUAUGAUGGUGGACGGGUGAUAGAAGAAAGCCAUAUGAAGAGUGUUGCUUCUCAUACAGGAAGCUCAACAACGUCCUCUUGGAAGAGACAUCCAUCUGCAGCUGAAAGAAAAGGCGAGGUCCAUGAAUCUUUUGGCACCUGUACCUCGCCCUCUAUUAAGUCUGAUCACUUGCAACACAAAGCAGCAGACUGGGAUCAUCAUAAUAUCUCGUAUGAAGAUUCAUUCAUGUGUCGCAUAUGUGAAGUUGAAAUACCUACUAUAUUUGUAGAGCAACAUUCCAGAAUUUGCACAGUUGCUGAUAAAUGUGAUUUAAAAGGGUUCACAGUUAAUGAAAGACUCCAAAGACUUGCAGAAGCUCUUGAGAAGAUACUUGAAUCAUGGACAGUGAAAAGUAUUGACAAUGAGAUAGGAAGUCCAGAGUUAGUAAGAUUGUCUGCUUUGGCCAUGUAUAAAGAGAUGGAUGAAUUGUCAACAAAGCAGGACGGUCUGUCUUGUCAAUGCUCUGAAGACAUGCUGAAUUGCAUCCAUGAGUGUGAUACCAUUUCUGUUACGGAUCUAAACAGUCUGUCUGAAACGCCUAGGAAGGGUUCUCCAGCAGGCACCCCAAUAUCUCGAUCACCACUGCUGACACCACGAACUAGCCAGAUUGCACUACUUUUGAGUGGACUCAAGAUGAUAUCUGAAUAUGAAAGUUAUCAACAGAUAAAUAAGCUGCUGCAUAUUGCUCGAUCAGUUGUCCUCAUAAACAACAAUGAUUACAAUUCCCUGGAAAAUUUGCUUGAUCAUCUAGACGACCUGAAGUAUGCGAUUCAAGAUAGAAAAGUUGAUGCUCUUGUUGUGGAGACCAUUGGGAGGCGGAUAGAAAAAUUGUUGCACGAGAAAUAUGUUCUACUUUAUGGACAUAUUGAAGAAGAAAAAGAAGAUUCACCAACUAGUGCAGCUGAUGAGGAUUGUUCUGUUGAUGAGGACACAUUACGUAGUUUGCGUACAAGUCCUAUCCACCAAUGCUCAAAGGAGCGAACGUCUAUUGAAGAUUUUGAGAUAAUAAAGCCAAUCAGCAGAGGUGCUUUUGGGCGAGUAUUCUUGGCUAAAAAACGAGCCACCGGUGAUUUGUUUGCAAUAAAGCUUCCUGUAAUUCAGCACUGGAAACUUGCCUUGAUACUUCCUCAACAUCUCUGCAUUUGUGAGGCUUCACAGUUCUUUACAGUUGCUGAUGCAAUCGAACCUUUUUUUCAGGUUUUGAGAAAAGCUGAUAUGAUACGGAAAAAUGCUGUAGAGAAUAUUUUGGCUGAACGCGAUAUCCUAAUUUCAGUUCGCAAUCCAUUUGUGGUCCGGUUUUUCUACUCUUUCACAUGCAGGGAUAAUCUUUAUCUUGUCAUGGAAUACCUAAACGGAGGAGAUAUUUUCUCUUUGCUUAGGAACCUUGGCUGCUUUGAAGAAGAUAUGGCUCGUGUAUAUAUUGCUGAAGUUGUUCUUGCUUUGGAAUAUCUUCAUUCCUUAAAUAUUAUUCAUAGAGACUUGAAGCCAGACAAUUUGUUGAUAGGUCCAGAGGGUCACAUCAAGUUGACAGAUUUUGGACUCUCCCAGGCAGGUCUUAUCAAUAGCACUGAUGACUUGUCACGUCCAUCAAAUUCCACAUUUCUUGAAGAUGAUAAACCAAAAGUACAAUCAUCACUUAAAAGAGAUCAGAGGCAAAAGAGUUCUGUUGUUGGAACCCCUGAUUAUUUGGCCCCUGAGAUACUUCUUGGCAUCGAACAUGGUUCAACAGCUGACUGGUGGUCUGUUGGUGUGAUUAUGUUUGAGCUCCUUGUUGGCAUCCCACCUUUUAAUGCAGAACAUCCUCAGCAAAUCUUUAACAACAUCAUGAAUAGAGACAUACCUUGGCCUAAGGUACCAGAAGAAAUGAGCUUUGAAGCACAUGAUUUGAUUAACAAGUUGUUGUACGAAAACCCCAAUCAAAGAUUAGGUUCAACUGGGGCUGGAGAGGUAAAACAACAUCGUUUUUUUAAGAAUAUCAACUGGGACACACUGGCAAGGCGAAAGGCUGCAUUCAUACCAGCUGCAGAACCACACGACACUAGUUAUUUUAUGAGUCGUUACAUUUGGAACCCAGAAGGCGAAGAUUUUAAUGGUGGGUGUAGUGAGUUUGAUGAUACAAGUGAGGCUGGGAGUGUAUCAUGCAGCAGCAGUUCUUAUCAGGAUGAAGAGGGGGAAGAAUUUGGAUAUUUUGCAGAGUUUGGUUCUGUGUCCCCCAACAUGAAAUAUGCCUUCAAUAAUUUUUCAUUUAAGAACUUGUCACAACUGGCUUCCAUCAACUAUGAUUUGGUUGUAAAGGGGUGUAAAGAAUCAACUGAAGUUACCAAGAAGCCAUCCACUGCAUAAUAGUAAUGAACUUGAACCAAUGAAGAGACCCCUCCUUUUUUGCCUAUUAAGUUUGGAAGAUUGUGCCUUAAUGAAAAAUAAAGACAUACUCUCUCCGUCCUACUCUCUUUGCCCAUUUACCUUUUGGUACACCAUCCAAUACACUUCUUUAAUCCAUUUUAUCUUGUAAUUUGUAUAUUAAAAAAUUAUAGAAAUUAUAUAUUAAUAAUCUAUAUGUUAAGACAAAUCAAACAAGAUCACACAUGACUAUAUUUAGGCUUACACAUUGAGAGAAUUUGAUGAGUCAAAGUACUUAGAUGAACAGUUCCAAAAGUCAAAAGUGGACAAAGAGAGUGGGACGGAGGUAGUAUUAUUUUACCCUCGAUCUUCCCAUAAUACCCCAUACCCUAAACAAAAAGUGGGCAUAUUC
Cuscuta campestris is the source of this 4001-nucleotide messenger RNA. NCBI's taxonomy places the organism in Eukaryota, Viridiplantae, Streptophyta, Magnoliopsida, Solanales, Convolvulaceae. The record is from the annotation of a GenBank genome assembly.